AUGAAGUGGUUUGACGAUUUCCGGCAACGACACGCUAACGGCCGUGUGGCCGAGUGGUGGGAAAAGAUCAGUCCUUACUUGCCCCCCAUCAACUUCGUCACGGUGCAUUAUGCCUACUUUAUUUUCGUUUCGCUCUUUUUCGCCCUUGUGUUUUGGGGAAGUGGGUCACCGAGCAGCCUCAACAUUGGUUUUAUGGACAGUCUCUUUCUCAGCACAUCCGCACUCACGUCAACGGGGUUAAACACCAUCAAUGUCAGCCAGAUGUCGCUCGGCCAACAAAUUGUGAUCUUUCUCUCCAUGCUUCUCGGGCAUCCAAUCCUCAUGUCGUUAUGGACUCUCCUAUUCCGACGGCACGUGUUUGAGAAGCGAUUUCGGGCCGUCGUCAAGGCCGAACGAGAGAGAAAGAUGCGGGUCGGGUCCUCGAUGGGAUUGACGGCCGGCUUCUCCGAGCUGUUGGCUCUGGCCCGGCUCAAGUCACUCAGCAAAUCCAAGUCCAAGGGCAAUGCGACCCAGCUUCCUGGUCUUGGGACACGCAUCCCAGCCAUCCAAGCGCCACCACCAGACCCUGUACCGAAACGAGAGCCCGAGCCCGAGCCGGACAUGGAGUCGGGGCUCGCGCCAAUACGAGAAGGGCAACUUGCUCGUACGCCUGGAGCGCGCAGCGUCACUUUUGCGGAACCACCCCGAGCAGACACCGAUACGGAAGCCGGCGAUGGAGGCCUCGAGUUCCAAAACUUCCUCGAACAGAAGAGGAAAAACGUUGGGCGCAACGGAGAGUUCUUUGACUUGACCCUCACGGAGCGCGAGUAUCUCGGUGGCGUGGAAUACCGAGCAGUCGAGGUGCUGGUGAUCACGGUCGCCUUGUACUACGUUCUAUGGCAGCUUCUCGGCGCUCUGGCGCUUGGGUCGUGGCUGGCAGUAAACGCUCCCGAGAUUUCGGCCGUGAACCAACAAAAUUCAUGGUGGUCUGGCAUUUUCAUGUCGGUUUCGGGAUUCAGCGGCUGCGGCUUGACCUUGCUGGAUGCCGGUAUGUCGGCAUUCCAAUCCGGUUACUAUUUUGUCCUCAUCGUCCUGUCGCUUGUCAUUCUCGCUGGCAGUCAGGCUUCCCCAAUUUUCCUGCGGUUCAUCACCUGGGUACUCUCCCGAGUGCUUCGUUUUUCCACCAACGACGAAAACCACGCUGUGUGGAAGGAGACGUUCGACUUCAUCCUGCGUUACCCUCGCCGUGUGUACAUCGGCAUGUUUCCGGCCCGCCCGACAUGGACCCUGACUGUUUGGCUGGGCGGUUUCGUGAUCGUGGAUUGGAUCAUGUUUUUCUUGCUGAAUCUCGGAAACGAGAAGAUUGAGAGCAUCCCUCCGAGCCCGCGCGUCAUGGACGGUUUUUUUCAGUCUGUUUCCAACCUGACUGCUGGCUUUGCCGUCGUGUCGGUCUCGACCGUGUAUUUCGGUCUGCAGGUACUAUGGCUGAUAAAAGUUUACGCAUCGGCCUACCCGACCUCGAUCACGGUCCGUGGUUCCAACGUUUACGAGGAACGGUCCUUGGGUAUUUACGCCGGAGACGACCCGGUAGAUAGCGAUGACGAAGAUGAUGAGAAGAAGGACAAGCGAGGUCCGAUGGGUGCCGGCGGUCUCUUUGUCACACCAGGGCCGUCCGCACGAACACCGUUACCAUCGAGUCCUAUGUCGGCGACCUCUAACAGCUCGCGUCUUUCGCGGCUGUCCCAGGUGUCCCGGGGUGGAAUUGACAGGAUUGUCGGCUUCGGUCGCGAAGGAGGAGCCAUCCUUGGUCGCCAGCUCCAGCGACGCAUGACCGGUUUCCAGGGUGUCGGUGUUGCGAGACAACCGCAAAGGAAACGAAUCAACAUGCCCCAGACAACGCAGUCUACACCGCACUCGUCGGUCACCAGCAGCACCGCGAGUGUGGAAUCUCUCGAAGAGCACCAACCCACCAGUCAAGACCUUGUCUCUCAGCAUGUCCGAAGCCAGCUCUCCCACGAUGUUUGGUGGAUUGCCUUGGCCUGGUUCCUCAUCACCAUCAUUGAGACAGGCCAUACGUUGGAGGACCCCGCUACCUUCAGCCUGUUCAACAUUCUCUUUGAGAUUGUCUCGGCGUAUGCCAACAAUGGCAUCUCGAUCGGUCUCCCACACGCAUCGUACAGUUUCAGUGGGGACUGGCGGGGCGGGAGCAAGUUUAUCUUGAUUCUUGUCAUGUUGCGUGGCCGUCAUCGCGACCUGCCUGUUGCCUUGGACCGAGCCGUUAAGUUGCCAAGCCCAGAAUUGGACGAGCAGGAAGACGACGACGCGGAGAUCCGCCGUAUGGUGAGCAAAACGCCACGAUUGGGAGUGUUGAGCCCGUCCAUGACCUCGCCGAGUCUAAUUCGGCGGUUUGAGCCGAUGUAA
Molecule: messenger RNA, 2400 nt
Organism: Dichotomopilus funicola
Lineage: Eukaryota; Fungi; Ascomycota; Sordariomycetes; Sordariales; Chaetomiaceae
Product: cation transport protein-domain-containing protein
Exons: 2
Coding region: 1-2400 (799 amino acids)
Biological process (GO): intracellular potassium ion homeostasis; potassium ion import across plasma membrane
Cellular component (GO): plasma membrane
Molecular function (GO): high-affinity potassium ion transmembrane transporter activity
Source: RefSeq, a predicted model, not a curated record